Vigna umbellata (rice bean) is the source of this 917-nucleotide messenger RNA. Lineage: Eukaryota; Viridiplantae; Streptophyta; Magnoliopsida; Fabales; Fabaceae. The record is from RefSeq and is a predicted model, not a curated record.
UGUGGUUCAUCUUCUUCUCCUUCUCCCCCACUCUCUGCAACACCCCGCUUCUCUGAAUCCCUUUCUGUUAAUCAUCUGUCUUUCAAACUAAGAUUUUUGGGUUUGUCUUUUAACCCACCAAGAAACGAGAUCCAGGUUUUAGUGUCAAAAUUCGCUAGUCAAAAUUCAGAAACGCGAUCCAGGUUUUACAACAGCACAGAGUUUCAGCUUCCCUCAGAUUCGUUCAGGGUGAACUAAUGGACGUUCUUGAACCUUUUAUGAAGAGUCCUUCCUCAACCCCUUCCUUUUCUUCCUCACCUUCAAACUCCUCUUUUCCUUCUACUUCUUACUCUCCUUCUCCCAUCUACUUCCCCUCUUCAUCCUCCUUCCCUGUUAUGUACUCAAACAACUGCUCUGCAUCGAUGACCCAUCGUUUAACCUUCUUGGACGCCAGCCUCAUAGCCGUUUACGCCCGCUUUGGCUUUCUCUCUGACGCUCGCAAAGUGUUUGCUGCAAUCCCAGUUGAGGGACUCCAUCAUCUUCUUUUGUGGAAUUCCAUUAUCAGAGCCAAUGUCUCUCAUGGCUACCAUCAACACGCGCUUCGACUUUAUCUUGAAAUGCGAAACCUUGGAAUUUUUCCCGACGGCUUCACUCUUCCCUUGAUAAUACGGGCCUGCUCGUCUCUGGCUGUUUCUGAUCUCUGCAGGAUUGUCCAUUGUCAUGCUUUGCAGCUGGGUUUUCAGAAUCAUCUUCACGUCGUAAAUGAACUCGUGGGUAAGUAUGGGAAGCACGAGCGAAUGGAGGAUUCUCGCCAACUGUUUGAUGGAAUGUCUGUUAGAAGCCUAGUCUCGUGGAAUACUAUGGUUUCGGGUUAUGCUUUCAACUGUGAUUCUAUUGGUGCUUCUGCUAUUUUUAAAAGGAUGGAGUUGGAAGGGUGA